UUUCAGAGGUGCGACUUCGACAGUUGGAGCUAACACAUGGGCGUCCUGUCACUGGACUUUGUUUUCAAGUGUAGGUUUGAGCCAGCCCGCUGGUUCACUCGCGCGUCCCGUGAAUCAUGGAAAACAGGAUCAAACUGAAAAGCACCGGCAGCGUCAGGGGAACAACAAGGAUCUUAACAAGGAAAUACCAAUAAGCCACUUUUAUCCUGUGUUUUUCCACAAAACAUGACUGGGAAUCGUGCAUCACUGUUGGCCCUUCAUUCUGUAGGACUGUGGCGACUGUUAUGGGUCUGCUUUGGAUGAUGCUCUAGUAAGCCGAGCCGGUCAAAAUUACCAAACAUUCGCUGCUGAGGUGUCUGUCUCGUUUGAUGUUGAAUGGGUGAGGGAAAAUGGAGGAUGUGAUUAUCCUGAGCUCCAGCAGUGAUCAAGACGACUCUGAUGUAGAAAUAGUCGGCUGCUUCAGUAACGUUGUGACCUAUGCUGACCCCCUGCCCCUCUCAGAGUUGCGAGUAAACGUCGACUCCGUCAUGAACGUCCCAUCGCCUUACAUUAACCUCUCAGAUCCAAGAUGGAGUUUUCCAGAGCUGAAGCUGCGGAAAAGGCUAAAUUCCACUGCUUUGACAGUGGCAGGCUUGACUGAAAGCGACACAGCAAAUCGGACAGAACUGAAGACAGAGAAAUUGCUAGAAGAUACAGGAAAUACAUAUAAAACACAAACUUCAAACAAACAAGACUUUAACUUGGAGAAGAGCUCUUCAAGAGACCCACGUGUUUUUGCACUACAGCAGGACAAUGGCAACCUAAAGCCAAAACGGAGCCGUUCUGAUUCCCAAACACAACACCAAAAACAGACUGAUGAAGCACAUCAUCACACACCAACAGUAGAAUUAAGACGGUUACCUUUUCUUGAAACUCAUGUCACAGAACUUAAAACAUUAAGGUGUUCUGUCUACUUAACCAAAGAUUGUACACAAAUGUCACUGCAACCCAGGGAACUAGACAAACAACAAGUGAACAGUGAUGGAUUCACAAGCACACAGUUAAAUGCGAAAACAUGUCUGCAUCUCCAGAGCCCAGCUGACUCUCCCUGCUCAGAUGAAAGAAGCUCAGUUGCAACCUCAGGGGAGCACAUCACUCGUGUCAAGAUGGAUGGCUUUUGCUCAUCCAUGCUCAUCCCCUCUCCAACAUCCCUGUCUUCAUGUCAGGAUAAAGCACAAGGUGUCUUCCAAAAAGAAGUCCACUGCUCCAGCCUGGGACAACUGGAAUUAGACCAAGCAGACUCGAGACAAAGUGGUCUCCCCAAUCACUCACCCCCUGACGCUCCUGCCACGGGGACGAACACUUCUGAGCCUUUUGACGUGGACUCUCUGUCUCACACACGUCCCGCAUCUCACAACAUUAUGAGACAAGUUGACCCAACACCCACAUCUGAUCUUAAACCAGCUGAGUGGCAAUCGGAGGUGGUUAAGGCUGAUGAGACCUCAAACAGUUCAGACCACUCGCACUGUGGCGUCCCUAGUGAAUCUCCUUUGUCAGUACCUAAAACUGAGGACAUGGAUGAUGGAUCUUGUACCGGGACGUAUGGAGGAGAUCUCGGACUUGACAGUCAAGUGUCUUUUCUUUGGCAAGACGGGAGAGAUGGAGAGGAGAGCAGAUUUGAUGUGGACUUCAGGUUGGCCAGUAGAGAGGACAGGCAUUUUGUGUGCCCAGUUACACUCAGGAAAAUAAUGUCCGGACCAGCUCAAGCUCUGAUUGAUAAGGAAGAUAAAGGUUUUGGAACUCCAGAGGAGCUAUGCCAUCAGAGCCUGAGACUGGUUUACAGCACCAUAGAUGUGAACUACCCAGAGGGCACUCUGGAGCUCUUGUCUGACCUAAUACAGCCUGGUUACUAUCUUCCCAGAGAUAUCACCCUCCACCUGCUGAGUGGCAUUCUGCUGGACCCACAGUGUCCUUAUCACCUGUGUGUACAGGCGUUCAAUCUGUUGAUAAGGACACAGAGACACCACAUGGCUGAUAAAACCACAGUUCCAUGGGACUGGGAGUUGUUAACCUCAGUCAUGACCAAUCAGGACCAUACAAAACGACAUCGGUGUGAGGUUGUGCGCAUGCUCCUGGAAUACGUUGUGCAGACUUUGGAGGAUGACUUCCAGGCCAAACGGUCUGCCUCUGCGCUCCACCACUCCAUCGCCAAGGCAACACUGUCAUGUGAUCAGCAGUUACCUCGCGUCAGAGAUGUCAUCAAGUGGCUCUUUUCUGCCAUUAUGAAAUCAACAGAGCACAGAGAGAGUAAUGAAGCUGCCAAAGAGAGAGAUGAACAAAUCAGAAUGGUGUCCAUCCUUCAGAGGAUGCUGUCUUUGGCUGUGGAGGUGGGCUGCUCUCCAGCUCUAAACUCAGCCAAGCUGUCCCAGGAGCUUUUCCAUAUGGUCCUUGGCAACAUACAUCUCCGGGCACACAGGAUGUUGUUGCUUGAGAGCCUGCAGAGCAAUCUGCUGAGAUGUAAGCUGUUGGAACAUCUGUUGGACUAUGCAUGCCCGCAGAAAAUCCCUCUGCCCAUGUCGCUCAGUCUUCUGCUUCACUUUAUGAAGAACUGCACUCUGGAACCAGACCCUAUGGAUGGUACUGAAAGGUGGCAGAAGUGGGAAGAGUUGGUUCAUCUCCUCUGGAUGUUGCUGCUCAGCUACAACAAAGCAAUGAAAGGCUAUCUGUGUAGCUCAGUCACUGAACAAAGAGGCAGAGCUGGCAAAUUGGUCUAUAAGCGGGACGAUAUGCUAUCCAAGCCCACCGUUUGUGAAGCUGUGGAGGCCUUCCUGUGCAGAUCUCAGGCUGAUCUCGGCCAACCCUUACCCCUCCAUGUGGAAGAGUCCCUCACUUAUCUACAGGAUCACCUACUGGAUGUCUGCCAGUGUUGAAUUAGAAAAAAAAAUCAAAAAAGCUUUGUUCUUGGAUGAAUACUAACACAUUGUAUUAAUUGAAUAUUUUAUGUGAUAGUUCGACUAUUAUUUGUACAAUUUUUGUAUUUAGAAUAAGGCUGAGCCUUGUUCUCAUAAAGUUGUAAAAUGUAUUAACAGCUGGCUUCUUUUAAUAAAUUGUAUUGUCUUUCA
Messenger RNA from Chelmon rostratus (copperband butterflyfish), 3101 nucleotides. It is a transcript of the gene simc1, whose product is annotated as SUMO interacting motifs containing 1. The coding region runs from base 390 to 2909 and encodes 839 amino acids. The transcript is spliced from 10 exons. The record is from RefSeq and is a predicted model, not a curated record. Lineage: Eukaryota; Metazoa; Chordata; Actinopteri; Chaetodontiformes; Chaetodontidae.